This is a messenger RNA of Rhipicephalus microplus (southern cattle tick), 1892 nucleotides long. RefSeq names its product repulsive guidance molecule B. Lineage: Eukaryota; Metazoa; Arthropoda; Arachnida; Ixodida; Ixodidae. Gene Ontology annotation, biological process: BMP signaling pathway. The record is from RefSeq and is a predicted model, not a curated record. Gene Ontology annotation, cellular component: plasma membrane. Gene Ontology annotation, molecular function: coreceptor activity.
AGAAAGUCAAUGCAAAGCAGCAAGCAAGAAGAAACCUACACAAACAUGGCGGCGUUAUCGUUGUGUUUCUCGAUGUCGUGAUCAAAGUGGUCGCCGAUUAAACUGCCUUCCUAUGUUAGAUGACCGGUGAUGGGACAUCACGCUCCGCUGCUACUGCUAUGGGGUCUCUUCACGUUCGCCUUGUUUCCCACUGCGACGAGUUCGGACUGCAGUAUCAUGAACUGCUAUGCCAACUAUAAGGAUGGUUCUUGUGACAACGUGGCAGAAUUUCGUGCCUGUCUAAGCCAAUUGGCCAAGAAGUGUUCUUACGACUUGACGUAUAGAGCUGUACAGGCCAGUCUCAGCCAACUGAACUGCAGUGAUGCUGCGGCCACAGAGACUCCAAAACGCAGACCAACCAAGGAAACAUGUCUGUGGCGUUCUGCAGGUGAGCCCAAGGAGGAGUGGCGCCAGUGCAUACUGUAUGGAGACACCCACCUGCGCACUUUCGGGGGAGAGCUGCAGACUUGCCGUGCAAUGGGUGCCCGGCCCCUCGUGGACAAUGCCUAUCUAACGGUGCAGGUGACCAACAGUCCUAUUGGCGACAAGGCAACAGUGCUUUCCAAGGUGACUAUUGGGAUCCAUGCGCAUGGAGGCUGUGCAACGGAAAAAACUUACGAAGCCGACAUCAAGGACAACCCAUUACCAACUGUUUUUGUUGAUGGGUCACCUUCAGCAGGCAAAGGAGUUCGUCUGACACCACUCAAUUCAAGCUUCGUGGAGCUUGUCCUGAGCCACGCAGGAGUCCGGCUACUGAUCCGGCAGCAAGGCGACUUCCUCUCGGUGGCCCUGCGACUUCCAUCCUCUUUUGCCGGUCACCAGCCGUCGCAGCUGUGUCUUCAGGGCUGCUCCUUAUCGGAGCGCGUGCAAGUUCCCCAAGGGGAACCUGCUUGGCGAUUGGAAGAAGCAGAUGCAGCAUGUCGUGCUGCGAACUUGACGGGGGCUUACAGGGAUGCGUGUGUGUUUGAUGUGUUGGCAACGGGACAGAAGGAAAUGGCAGCCGAAGCCAGUGCAGCGGCUGUGGCCGACCUGAAGGAACUGGGUGCAGCAGCAGCUCCCCAAGUAAUUCAGCAGCCCUCUGCGGCUGCGCUGGGAAGUGCAUCUGCCGCAGCCAUUGUGGCCAACCUGUUACUGACAGCAUGGCUUCAUUCAGGAAGCUGCUCUGUAUUGCUUGGGGUAGUAAGGUAAAACAGUAUUCACAUUGCCCUGCACUUUGUGGAGGCCUUCAAAGAUGAGGCACCACAUGUAUGAAGCUGGCAAGAAGAGAGUUACUUCUGCACAGCGAGUUCUACCCACAACCACUGCAUAUUCAUCAUGGAAGUGUAGUCAGAAUCAACCUCUCCUCAUCAACUAAAGGACUACCGUUUACAGUUGUCAGCCAUUGCACCGGCUGCUGUUCUCAGGAACUUUUUGACAUUGCGUCAUGUGUGACACUGUGCACAUUAUGCAAGGUGUGUGCUCUUCAGUGUUUCUGGAUGUUUGUUCUUUGCCGUUCUGUCAAAAUAGAGUAGCAAUGGUGAGUGACCAUCCGCUCAAUGAUAAUUUAUGUGCCAUAAGAGGGCACCAUAUAGGGCUGUGUUUUGUUUUGACUCAUCUCAUUUUCCAUUCUUUAUAUAUUUGUUGUGCCAAGUAACUAAUCCUGGCGAUAAUGGCCGUGGUGCCAGAACGACAGACGCGAAGCAGAAAGACUGGAAAAUGAAAUAGAUCGGAAGAAAAAUGUAGGCCGAGAUCAGUUAACCUGCCAAGUGAACAAUGGAGUGUUUUGGAACUAAAUUCUUUAAAUCAUUGUGGGUUUGAGAUAGAAUUAGUUUAGCUGACAGUCGUUUUAUAUGUAUCUAUCUGUAUGUAUAUAU